Molecule: messenger RNA, 7427 nt
Organism: Zootoca vivipara (common lizard)
Lineage: Eukaryota; Metazoa; Chordata; Lepidosauria; Squamata; Lacertidae
Gene: UBE2H
Product: ubiquitin conjugating enzyme E2 H
Source: RefSeq, a predicted model, not a curated record
GCAGCGGCCGGAGCAGGAGCAGCAAUCCGGGAGCGGGAGGGCGCAGGAAGCUGUGAGGGGGGUCAGGAAGCUGAGGCUGAGGAGAGACACGGAGGAGGGGGGAAGCCCGCGGGGCAGGAAGAGCCGGCUCGUGAAGGGAGGGACGGCGGAGGCGAAGGGCUCGGGUGGGGGGGGAGAGAGGCCUCCGCGCAGGCGCAGAGCGGGGCUUGGACCCCCACCUCCUGAAGCGCCCCCCCACCUCUCCCAGCGGAAAGGGGUCCUGACAGGACAAGAGAGGCAGCUCGAGACUCCGCCCGGGAGGGGCCGCCGGCCGGGGGGCCACCAUGUCCUCCCCCAGCCCGGGCAAGAGGCGGAUGGACACCGACGUGGUCAAGCUUAUCGAAAGUAAACAUGAAGUCACCAUCCUAGGAGGACUCAACGAAUUUGUAGUGAAGUUCUAUGGACCACAAGGAACACCGUAUGAAGGUGGCGUGUGGAAAGUUAGAGUGGACCUUCCUGACAAAUACCCCUUCAAAUCCCCAUCUAUAGGAUUCAUGAAUAAAAUUUUCCAUCCCAACAUUGACGAAGCGUCAGGAACUGUAUGUCUAGAUGUAAUUAAUCAGACUUGGACAGCUCUCUAUGAUCUUACCAAUAUAUUUGAGUCGUUCCUGCCCCAGUUGCUGGCCUAUCCCAACCCCAUAGACCCCCUCAAUGGUGAUGCGGCAGCCAUGUACCUUCACCGACCAGAAGAAUACAAACAGAAAAUUAAAGAAUACAUUCAGAAAUAUGCAACAGAGGAAGCGCUAAAAGAGCAGGAAGAAGGCACUGGGGACAGCUCUUCGGAGAGCUCCAUGUCUGACUUUUCAGAGGACGAGGCCCAGGAUAUGGAGUUGUAGUAGAAGCAGCGCCCUGCUUUUCAGAGAGACUGACUUCCUAACCACGCGCUGAGAAGCAGACUAUAAUAUUCAUAUUUAAACAAAGCAAUUUUUUAUUACUAAACAAGGUUUUUAUGAAUAAUAGCAUUGAAGAUAUAUAUACAUAUAUAUAUAUCACCCUUUAGAUCUUGAUUUCUUUUGGUCAUUUCUCAGAGCCCAAAAGUGCAUCGUAGCGCAUUUCCCACAUUCCACUCGGUAGCAAUAUGCAGCCCAGAUGCAUGCGAGGCAGCCGUUUAUAAUUCCAUUUGAGCAAAGGCAACUUGUAGGCUACUGAACUGUCAACCUAAAAAAACAAAACAAAAAAAAAACAGCUGCUUUGCUAGGGAGAGGGUCUGGAUGUUUCCUUUUUUCCCCUCCCUGCCCCCCACUUUUAUUUUUAUUAUUAUUAUUAUUAUUAAUGGUUCCAAAGAUGGCAGGACACCCUCAGAUGCAAAAGCAGAGCAGCGCUUGCAGAACGUCGAAGAGAAAUAUUGGGGGAUAAACGCGAGAGGCAGUGAAGUCGGAAAGCUGCUUUUUCGAUUCAGCUCGGCUGCUUUACACUUUAAACGGAGUUCCAUUUUUAAGAAACGAAACACCCCUGCCGCCAGAAUACGCCAAGUUCUUCAAAGUGUCUGGUUCUGACAAGGCGCCUUUCUUUGGUUUAAAGAACAUUUUGUGUGGACUUCCUGUCCGCUGCUAGAGACUGGCAAUCGGUCCGGUUUGCUCGGGGGGCCUCUUGAAAACCUGCAACUGGACAGUUAAUGUCAACUUUACUGGUCUGGAUCCUCGGUGUCCGUCUGCCUCUGUCGCUGUUACUACUCUUAAGGGACAGAAAGCAAGCGGAGUCCAACUUUGUCUUCGCUUUCCUGGAGUGCGUCACACCCAAUCCAUUUUUUGGUCCCACUGUUAAAACCACUGGCAGUUGUAAUUAUUCCACUCCUUUUAUGUCUCUCCAAGCACUGUGCGCAUGACCUCCUGAGGAGAGGGUCUUCUUACCAGCCGGAUUUGUCAGAGUACUGCAAGCCCCGUCGACAGUUUCAUUGCCCCCCCACCCCACCCGAGUUGCCGCUGAUCACGACUCCAUCGGUGGUCUCCCAAGUUUGCUAGUUCCUUCCUCUGCUCACUUGCGGCCCUUCUAUAAAGCAGGCCAGACAAUCUAGGAAAAUCCAGUAUAAAGGGUUUGGGAAGUGGGUCUGGUUUUUUUGUUUGUUUUGGAAGGGGAAUUGAUAAUAAGAGUGCUGGUUUCAGAGAUUUUUUUGAAUUAGAUUCCCCCCCCCCGUUUUCAUUUCUUGUGCGUUUUUGAACACACAAAUGUCCCUUCCCUCUUCCCCUCCACCCCCCAAAAAUGGAAUGGUAAGAGAACCCCCUCAUACAUUGAAUGCCUACCUGGGAUGUCGAUGUUACUUGAACAUGGAUAAUGGCAAAGAAAACGCCCGACAAGAUGUGGAUUUGCAAUCUGGACAUUACCUCUGACGUAUUUGUAAAGAGUUUUUUUUCUUUUUUCUUUUUGGACAGGAUGUGGGGAGGGCAGUUUUGGUGCAAUGUCUUGGGGUGGGGUGGGGGUGGGGGUCAGUAAACGGAAUUUGAACUCGGGUGACAUGAGCAGAAUUCUGAAUAUCAAGCUAAGCCCAGUCCAUUGUAUUUCCUUCCCAGAUUCCCCUAAAGCACCGUCAGAAUUUUGUGGAUUGUUCUGGGGUGCAAGGGGGGAAGACGUGUCGAGAGAGUACAAUCUUAAAGCCUAAUCAGUUUGCUUUCCCCUCCCCCCUUUUGAAAAGAUCUUAUGUAAAGUAGAAUUUAACUUUGGCAUGAUCAUUUUCCUUUAAUAAAGCAAAAGCAUACCAAGAAGUUGAAUUACGGGCAUGAAGAAAACAACAACAACCGAGAACCUUUUAUUUUCUUUCUUUCUAAAUUAAAAGAAAAAAACAAAGCAGUAAUGUGGUUAUAGUAGCUGAGCUGAAGUUCUCUCCUUUAAGCAAGUAUGGCUUGUUUGGGGGGCAGGCGGGUUAGUAUUAAUAUGGAACAUGUAACUGUGCCAUUUCCUUGACUCUGGAGAAGGGUGGGGAGAGCUCUGUUACUGCAGCAGGACUCCUGAGACCAGCCUUCACCAACCCGGUGCCUUCCAGAGGUAGAUGGACUACAAUUCCCACCAGCCCCUGCCAGCGUGCUGGCUGAGGCUGAUGGGAGUUGUAGCCCCAACAACCUGCAGAGGGCACCAGGUUGGCGAAGUUGGCCUUAGAGAUGCUCUCUGCUUGUGUGGUGGCCUCUUAGGUGCUAUUUAGGUAUAGAUUUGAGUGCUGAGGUGGCAGUGGUGAUGGUGGUACCGAUUUAAACAAAAUAAACUGUAUUUUUUCAAUAUUGUAUAUACAAAUGUUAGUGUUCGAAUUCCCUUUAUGCAGAUAACUUUUUCUUUGGGGGGGGGAACCCUCAAUUCUGGUGCACAGUCAGUUUUUAACAACUCUGACGUCCACAGCUCUUCUCUCCUAAGCAAACACCCGUUCUUAAUUUCAACAGUCCUCGCUUUUAAAUUAAACGCGCGAAAGCGAUUCCAAAUGCAGACACUGUCCGUGUUAAAUGGAAGCCCCACCCCCGAGAAAAAGCACCGACUCAUCCACACACUUCGCACACCCCUGGUGUGCAAAGGAGACAUUUUCGCACCUCCUGCUUGAUCGGACCCCUGUUUGUGGGUUGCAGUUGCAAAGAUCUCUUCUGCUGCAUUUACUUUCCAGGUGUCGGGGAAGGCUGGCAAAAUGCCCUUAGUGUGAUGGGCUCCACCUGGAAAGAAGAGUUUGUGAGGACCGACCUUAACUAGACCAGACUCCCUUCUCCUCUGGUACCACUGAUCUAAGCACAGUUCCUUCUGUCCCCCUCUCUCUCUUUGGCCUGCCGAGAUCCCCUUUGCUCAGAGAGCUGCUCCUCUCUCAGCCAGACCAGACGGAAAGGCUGGGCGCCACUUUCAGUCGCCAGCCCACUUGCCCAUCCCUUCCGAAACACCCUUCAGGCUUCAGACCCGACUCCCAACGCAGCCGCCCCUCGGAAGCUGCAAAGUUUGUGCGUGUGUUGUGAGUUGCCUUGUUACGUGAACACACACUAAUGGGGUCUUAAGUGCUUGCACCGGCUAUUGCCCUUCUCCCUCCCCACCCUUAAAAUUCCGUUGUGCUUUUCGAGUAUUUCAGCACCGGUAGACGAAACUUCCCACAUCGACCUUGGUGUUUGAUCUUACUCCCCUUCCUCAAAAUGACUCUUAAAUCACCCAUGGAGACGUACCCCUGAAGCACAGAGUUUCACAGAGUGAUGGCAGGUGGCGAAAGCAAAUGGCCCUGGAGUUUUUCGUCGGCCAGGUCAGCUUGUAGAAAAACCCAAAAGCUCCCCGGCUUGUGUGGUCGGUUGAUGUUUUCCUACCUUUGGGGCAGCAGGUGGGAACUCCCACAAAGAAAGUGGGUUUGUAGGGGAGGGGGGUGAAGCUUUUAUCCUCUUGGGGAGGGGUCCAUGCUACGGUAGCUUUCUGCAGCUAGAUCUGGAACAGACCGCGGUGGAAGUGGUUAAGCGUGUGGAGUGUCUGAAGGCAACUCCUGUGAUCUGAGCGUGCGCUGGUUUUAUAUAAAUAUAUAUAUAUAUAUAUAAUAUUUUCUCGCUCGCUCGCUUCCUUUUGCUCGUCUGAGUUGCUGUGGCACCUUGGAGCCAGGAGUCUCUUGCCGCAUGAGAAAUGGCCAUUCUCCUUCCCUCCACCCCCCUUUUCUUUUACUGACUGUGUUUGGUACAAAUUGUGUGAAUACUUGAAGAGAUGAAGGUGGGCACCCAGCCCCUUUCCAUUCGAGUCCUUGCAUUUUUUUUCCUCCGGGUUUUUCUUUUCCUUUUUUGUUGGUUGGUUUUUUUCCCUGUUUUCGUUUCCGCUUCCUCUCUUAUACCCCCCCUGCCCUACCCUCUUUGCAUUGUGAUGAUGUUAGUGGGCAUGCCUGGCGCCACGGCAAUUGCCUCUUCUAAGAAUUAUAACCUCUCAAAAUAGUUGUGUAUAAUUAAAGAAACUGUAAACUUUUUUAAAAAAUAAAAUAUGUAUAUACCUUGGCCCCUCGACUGGUAAUUGCCCCAGGAGAGAGAGAGAGAGAGAUUGGGGGUGUGGGUCACUGCUUCUGACGACGCUUCUCAGGGAUUUUAAAAAUUUGGAAUACGGUAAAUUGCAUCUCCCCCCCUGCAACCACUUUCUGAUUCUGUGGCACCACCUUAUUUCUCUCCUAACUUGAUAUACAGUGCUGAUAUACACAUCCCCUAAAAUGAGGCCCCAUUUGGGUGUACUUUUUGUGACAUGCACAUUUGUGCCACCCCUGCCUGUGACCUUACAAGGAGGCAGGAGGGCAAUGUGGAGGAAACAGUUUGGUGGUGAAGAUGAUGAAUGGAUUUUUGUAUAUUGAUUCAGAAGUUGCCAGCACGAAACUUUCAUUGCCCCCCACUGUUUUGUUUUUUAAGAAUGUAGAAUCUUAGAAUUGCAGAGUUGAAAGAGGCCACAAGGUUCGCCUGGUCCAACCCCCUGCAAAGCAGGAAUCUUUAGCCCAACAUGAGGCUCAAACCAAAAGACCCUGAGAUUAGGAGUCUCAUGCUUUAUCCCAGCCCAAUAUGUAAGUGACCACUUAAAAAAACACAAAUUGUUACUUGUUACGGUCACAGAUGUGAAUUGGCAGGGCGCAAGCUCAGGGGCUGAUGUGGGCAAGUUGCAAUGCUGGAAUUCUUAAGAGUUGAGCUACCCCAAUGAUAAUUCAAAAUCAUUUGAACAGCAGCUCAACAUCCGCUUUGCUGCCCUGGGCUGAUGCCCACGUUAUCGUCGUUAUCGUUGAUUAACAAAAAGAAAACCAACCAAUGUUUUUUGUUAUGGUAACUCAAAGCGAUUUACAUACACACAUUAAACCACCAUAAAAAAAUAUCUAAAAGGCAAAUUUUAAAAACUGCAUAAAAAACAUCCUGCCCGUGCAAAAGGGCCUCAGUUAAAAGCCAAAAGGCCUGAUGAAUAUAUAGUUUUUGCCUGGUGCCUAAGAUGUGCAUUGAUGGUGCCAGACAAGCCUAGCUCAGAGCCACCACUGAGAAAGGCUGUUCUUGCAAGGUCACCUUCUAGACCAGGCAUCCCCAAACUUCAGCCCUCCAGAUGUUUUGGACUACAAUUCCCAUCUUUCCCGACCACUGGUCCUGUUAGCAUGGGAGUUGUAGGCCAAAAACAUCUGGAGGGCCACAGUUUGGGGAUGCCUGUUCUAGACCUCUCAUGGAGGGGGCCUCUGAUGACACAGGCAGGGUCUGGGUUGGUUCCUGUGUGGAGAGGCAGUACCCUGAGGUACUGGAAUCCUGAGCCACAUAGGACUUUAUAGAUCCAAACCAGCGUUUUGAAUUGAGGCCGGAAACUCAUUGGCAGCUAGUACAGCAAAACUAGGAUUGGUUGCAGUCUAAAAUAAUCUGGAUGGCAUUAGAUUUGAAUGACCAUUUGAAGACACGCUUGCCCUCCCUUCUAGUUGGUUUGCUUUUUGAAAUACUCCCUGCCUUCACACUCCUUAGGCUUCGUUCGCAGGAGUCAUGCACCUUCUUGUCAAGAGCAGCUCUCUUUUCUGCAGAGAACUUUGCUUCCUGCCGGAAGGGCAAUGCACUACACUUCUCUGUUGUUUUUGGCUCUGCGCAUGUUCCUAGAUCUUGCGCCACCUGCCUGAAGAGGCACGACCUCGGGAAGGAGCACAGGAAGGUGCCUUACAUGUGAUCAGGCGGCUUGUCCCAUCUAGCCCCAUGUUGCCUACUUUGUCUGGCAGCAAUUGUCCUUGGCCUCGGGAAGAAAGCCUCAGCCAUUGCCAGCUGCCUGAGAACUUGUGCUGAAUGUGCCAGGGGUUGCUAAGUGGGAUCUUCUGAGUGUCCUGAAUGGGGCAAGGACCAGGUGCGCAGCCUGGGAGUCAUUUUGGACUCUCAGCUGUCCAUGGAGGCGCAGGUCAGUUCUGUGUCCAGGGCAGCUGUCUACCAGCUCCAUCUGGUAUGCAGACUGAGACCCUCCCUACCCACAGACUGUCUCGCUGUCCUUUGUCAACAACAAAUUGCUGCUGGUUUUUUUAUGUUGAAUAUAUGCUAUAUGGUAAUUUAUGGACCUAAUAGGUAUUUAAAGCCAUUUGCACAUAACAAAAUAUGUAUUUUAUCAAAAAAUACAUAUUUUGUUAGGUAAAGGUAAAGGUAAAGGAACCCCUGACCAUUAGGUCCAGUCGUGACCGACUCUGGGGUUGCGCACUCAUCUCACAUUAUUGGCCGAGGGAGCCGGCGUAUAGCUUCCAGGUCAUGUGGCCAGCAUGACAAAGCCGCUUCUGGCAAACCAGAGCAGCACAUGGAAACGCCGUUUACCUUCCCGCUGUAGCGGUACCUAUUUAUCUACUUGCAUUUUGAUGUGCUUUCGAACUGCUAGGUUGGCAGGAGCUGGGACCAAGCAACGGAAGCUCACCCCGUCACAGGGAUUCGAACCGCCGACCUUCUGAUCAGCAAGCCCUAGGCUCGGUGGUUCAGCCCACAGCGCCACCUGGGUCCCUA